Molecule: messenger RNA, 1501 nt
Organism: Elgaria multicarinata webbii
Lineage: Eukaryota; Metazoa; Chordata; Lepidosauria; Squamata; Anguidae
Gene: KRT18
Product: keratin 18
Exons: 7
Coding region: 84-1370 (428 amino acids)
Biological process (GO): intermediate filament cytoskeleton organization
Cellular component (GO): cytoskeleton; keratin filament
Molecular function (GO): structural molecule activity
Source: RefSeq, a predicted model, not a curated record
CUCACAGGGAGCCAGGCUGUAGCUUACACCUCCCAGCCUUGUGCAGAGUUGGCCUUUGAUUGUCCACUGUCCCUGCAGACACCAUGAGUUUCUCCAAGUCCACCUCUUACUCCUUCAGGACCGCGGCGGCCCCCAGCCUGAAGUUUGCCCCUCUUGCCACUGCUGCCAGCGUCUACGGCGGUGCAGGAGGUUCUGGCUCUAGAAUCUCCAUCUCCAGGUCUUCCUCCCUGGGCUCAAGCUAUCUUGGUGGAGCUGGCGGUGGCUAUGGAGGGGGCGGCAGCAGCUUCUCCUUCUCCGGCUCCGGAGUGGUCCAAAACGAGAAAGAGACCAUGCAGGACCUCAACGACCGCCUGGCCAGCUACCUGGACAAGGUGCGCCGGCUGGAGUCCGACAAUCGGAAACUGGAGAUCCAGAUCAGAGAGUACAUGGAGAAGAAAGGGCCCAGCACCCGGGACUGGAGCCACUACUUUGACCUCAUCGAAGACCUGAAGAAUCAGAUCUUUGACCAGACGGUGGACAAUGCUCGUGUUGUCCUGCAGAUUGAUAACGCCCGACUGGCCGCUGAUGACUUCCGUGUCAAAUUCGAGGCUGAACUGGCAAUCCGUCAGUCAGUGGAGAAUGACAUCAAUGGUCUCCGCAAAGUCAUUGAUGACACCAACAUGUGCCGUCUGCAACUGGAGAGUGAGAUCGAGUCCCUGAAGGAAGAGCUGAUCUUUAUGAAGAAGAAUCACCAAGAUGAAGUCAACAGUUUGCAGGCCCAGAUUGCCAACUCUGGGCUGACUGUGGAAGUAGAUGCGCCCAAGUCACAGGAUCUGUCCAAGAUCAUGACUGAGAUUCGGGCACAGUAUGACCAACUGGCUCAGAAGAAUCUCGAGGAUUUGGACAAGUACUGGGGCCAACAGAUCUCUGAAAGCACCGUCAUCAUCACCCAGAAUUCCAAGGAGAUCGAGACAGCCCGUGGCACCGUCACUGAGUUGCGCCGCAGGCUCCAAACGCUGGAAAUUGACCUGGAGUCUCAACGCAACCUGAAAGCCAGUCUGCAAGGCAACCUGCACGAAGUGGAGAGCCGCUACGCCAUGCAGAUGGAGCAACUCAAUGGCAUAUUGUUGCGGACUGAGGCUGAACUGGCGCAGGUGCGGAACGAUGUCCAGCGCCAGGCGGAGGAGUACCAGGCUCUGCUGAACAUCAAAGACAAGCUGGAGGCGGAGAUUAGUACCUACAGACAGCUGCUGGAGGGUGGAGAGGAGUUCAGCCUGAAAGAUGCCUUGUUGGAAAGCACCAUGCAGACUACCCAGAAGAUCCACACCACCAAGAUCAUAGAUGGCAAAGUGGUGUCGGAGUCCAGCGAGAGCCGAGUGACCAAACGCUGAGCCCGACCUGCACAGCAGGAAACACCUCUCAGCACCGCCUAGAUGACACACCAUUUCUUCCAGAGCUGGAGGAGGCUGGAGAGGGACCGGGGUGGGUCAUAACACAAUUCAAUAAAACAGUGUCACUUAAA